This is a messenger RNA of Glossina fuscipes, 2058 nucleotides long. RefSeq names its product myb-like protein A (gene Mes2). Gene Ontology annotation, cellular component: nucleus; transcription regulator complex. Bases 347 to 1975 code for a protein of 542 amino acids. Gene Ontology annotation, biological process: regulation of transcription by RNA polymerase II. The record is from RefSeq and is a predicted model, not a curated record. Lineage: Eukaryota; Metazoa; Arthropoda; Insecta; Diptera; Glossinidae. The transcript has 3 exons.
AGUUGUUUUUGCUUGGUUUAUUUUGAAAACGAUUUUUGAUGCGGGCUCUGUUAGGCUGGGGUGGUUAGUCUUCGUGUAGUAUGGCUUUUAGUUGGUUUUUAAACUUGGUUGUGAGAGGGUAGCUGAACAAGAAUUAGAAGAAAGAAAGGAAAAAUAUAAUAAUAAAUAAAUCAAUUACAUCGAAACAAAGCAAAUAAAAAAUGUAAAACAUUGAAAGUGAUAUUGUUUUCCGUGCCAUACCAAUUGCAUAAAAUUCAAACAUGAGCUAGAAAAACUAAAAAAAAAAAAAAUUUGAAUAUUUUAAAACAAUUGAAAAUAAAAGUAAUUUGUAAUUAAAUCAAUUUUAAUGAGCUUUCAAACAGUUCCUAAGGUCCUUCUUUCACCUGCUAGCUGUUUGAGUAGUAGCUGUAGUAGUCCAACCAAUCAACAGCAACUGCGAGGGCCAGAGUUUGCAAUAAACGAAUUACGAUCUCGAUCCUCGAGUGAAAUGAAUGCUAGCGCCGCCGCCUCUGCCGCCGCUAUAGCUUUGGCGUUGGAUCUCAAACCAAAAACGGAAUUACAACAGCAACAACCCCAAACGCAGCUGCAAUCUCAGCAGCAGCAGCCGCCGCAAAAAAUUAAAAAAUUAGUUCGCCGGAAUGCAUCCGAUAAAUUGAAACUCAUUCAGAUGGUUCAUGACAAUCCUAUAUUAUGGGAUUCUCGUUUGCCUAAUUUCAAGGGUGCCGAGGAGGAGAAAAAUCGUGCCUGGGAAAUGAUUGGGAAAAAAUGCAAUGCGCCCGGCAAGCGGGUGGCGCGAGCCUUUAAAUCACUACGAGAAUCCUAUCGGCGUGAGCUGGCUCACGUUAAACUGAUGGGUAACGGAUUUAAACCAAAAUGGAGUCUAUACGAGGCCAUGGAUUUUUUACGUGAUGUCAUACGUGAAAGAAAGGGCGGCUCUCAUGCCGUUGAACACAAUGUACCACCUUUGGGCUUAAAUCUUAGUGCCUUUGCUCAGCACAUGAAUAGUGCCAGUAGUUAUAGCAGUAGCAGCAAUAAUAAUAAUAAUAAUAACAACAACAAUAGUAACAAUAACACCAACAAUAACAAUUCCAAUAGAACAAAUUUUAAAUUGAAUUCAACUUUGCAAAAUUCCUUCAGUGAGGCAGCAUUAAAUUUAUCAAAAUGUUCGUCUGCAUUAAAUAUGAGUGGUAAUGGCGGUACCGGUGCCGGCAGUGGUGGCAGUGAUUAUUAUUAUAAUUUUCUUAAAUCUGAGUUAGAUCUAUCGCAGCAACAAUUACAGCAUCACCAUCAACAGCAACAACAACAACAUAAUGGUACAACCAUUACCGCAAACGGUAUUGGCGGCGUAACGCCGUCAUCAGGUAAUCUGAACAUACCACCAGCUCAUCAGAAUUCCCACAAUGACAGCCGUGUGUCGUCGACACGUAAUGAUACAACACACCAUACUAACUACGAUGACAUAGAAAAUUCGUCGAUGCGUAGUGGAGAUGAAGAAGCUUCAUCAUUGCGUAAUGCAGCCUCUAGUAAUCAAGAGUCCGAUGAGGUAGAAGAACUGGAGGCCAUAGAUGCUGAUUUCCCUUACCCUCUGAUAUUGAAUUCAAAUUCACCUUGCAGUAAUGUGGGUGGACAAACAACAAACCAUAACAACAAUAAACGUCGACGAAAACAUUUACAAAGCGGGGGCGCCGAAGACAGUGAUAUCGACGAUGAUGAUGAUGAUUAUGAAGGACAAAUGAUGCAGCAACAUCGCCAUUUGAGAGCGCAAAAUGUUGCCAAUCUGGACGCGAAUGGUAUGGUGCCUGGUAUGGAUAUAUUGCAGCCACAACAAACUGUCAGAGAAGUAUUGAAUUCCAAAUUUUGCGGUUUCAUAUCGGCCAAAUUAAAUAGUAUGGAAGAUACGGAAGCAGAUAAUCUUAUGAAUAAAAUACUCAUGCUAUUAGUACAGACGCAAACAAAUAGCGGCGACGUCAAAUAACUAUAUUAAUGAUUAUAUAUAAGUGCCAUCUAUAUUACAUAACUAUAUUUAAAUGAAGACAUUAUUUUCUAUAUUUUAAAUUA